Messenger RNA from Dichomitus squalens LYAD-421 SS1, 3882 nucleotides. RefSeq lists its product as uncharacterized. Gene Ontology annotation, biological process: protein transport. The transcript is spliced from 12 exons. Lineage: Eukaryota; Fungi; Basidiomycota; Agaricomycetes; Polyporales; Polyporaceae. Bases 1 to 3882 code for a protein of 1293 amino acids. The record is from RefSeq and is a predicted model, not a curated record.
AUGGCCGUUCAGUGGGACACGGGACGAGCGAAGGCCCAGCUACGGCUUACGGCCCAGCGGUUGGGGCAGCUGCAAGACCGGAUGGACUCCCAAGCGCAGAUCACACAAAGAGAUGUCGCGACCCUCCUACAACAGGGGAACAUUGCACUGGCACGGGCGAAGGCACAAAAGCUGAUGAAGGAGGACGUCAAGAGCGAUCUGCUACAGACUCUGGAGAUGCACGUUGGCGUCAUUCUGGGACACCUGAACGAGCUGGAGCGGAGUGACACGCCGAGUCCUAUCAUGACAGAGGCUGCUUCAAGUAUCAUUUAUGCUGGCCUGCAGAUUGAGUCGAAAGACCUCCAUAAUGUCCGGGAAUUCCUUAUGCAGGCGCUGGGACCUGACUUCACUCGUUCCGCAAUUACGAACCAGGAUAACCACGUGUCGUCGAGAGUGCUCCGAGCGGUCAAUGCUCCUCCACCGACCGCGGCGAGGCUGGACGCGUACCUAUAUGGGAUAGCGCGCACAUACAACGUUCAAUGGCUUCCCGACCUAUCUCCGGAACAGAAGGUGAAUGCUCUGUCCCCCAUCGUGGACCCGGAGAUUGUCAACGAGGUGGACCUUGCCAAUCUCCGUCGACUAUGCGCUCAUGGCCUUCCGUCACACCCACCUUGGUUGCGUCCCCGGGUUUGGCGGCUGCUUCUUGGUACACUGCCUGUGGACAAGGCUGCAUGGCGGAAGGAGUCUCGUACGCAGAGGGACAACUACUACGAUCUUGUCCGGAGAUUGCUUGAGCCGCUAUCAUCCUUGCCGGACCCAAUAGAUCCGCUCUCGUCCACUGAUCAAGCCAUACUGGAUGUCUUCAACGAACUUUCCAUGGUUCCGCCUAGCUUGCUGGCUACCCUGGAAGAAGAGUCUGAGCCUUGUCCGCAAUGCCCCCUAGACGAGGAUGCGCUAGAAGAUAUCAAAAUCGCCUGCGCAGGCCACUUGGACGCUCGCCUGCGCGUCAUUCGCGCGAAGGAGGCGGAGGAUUCGACAGAACCGUCCUCCAAUGGCACCCCCGAAAUCCGCCUAGACACUACUCCCGAAAUCCGGCUCGACGCGACUCCGGAGGUUCGACUGGAAGAGCCUUCACCGACCAAGACGGAGGCGCAGGAACACGCGGUCGACGAUACGCUGUCUGUGCCGGACUCAGAGCACUCUGGCGUUUCGACGACCCUCCUCCCGUCGAGGCAGUACACGUCCUUCAGCGCUAACAACAAGCACUCGUCUGCUCUCCUUCGGUUGCUGUACAUCCAUUCGUGUCUCAACCCGGCGAACCGCUCUCCGCAGAUCGGCUCUCUGCUGGUCCCCAUCUAUGCUGCGUUUGUGGAAGAAGUGGAUCCUGAGGAUGUCCCUCAUGUCGAGGCGGAUACGUUCUGGGUGUUCGAGUCCAUGGUCGGAGAGUUCUCAGAGCUGGAGGACGAGCAGAAUGGCACUGUCUGGGUUCAGAAGUUGAGCGACCGUUUGCGAUGGGCUGAUGACGAGCUUGCGGACGAUCUGGCUACCAAGGGGCUUGAUCCCGGACUCCCUCACUACUCCUUCCGUUGGCUGAUCCCACUGCUCACCCACACGUUACCGCUGCCUGCUGUGCUGAUGGUUUGGGAUGCCCUGUUCUCCCGUCCCAUGCGGCAGCGGGAUGAGAACCCAAAGCUGGAGUACCUUGUAGAUGUAUGCACUAGCAUGUUAGUGUCAGCACGAGGCACCCUACUGCAACUGGGUAGGGGACAUCGUAAGCAACAGUAUCUCUGGUCGGACGAGGUCACUGCUAUCCCAUCCACGGCCUUUGGCGAGAGAGAGCUCGAGGAGGCGUUCAUUGAGGGCAUGGCGUUCCUCCAGAAAUACCCUCUUGAUGCUGUGGGCGGCAUCGAGAAGGUGUUGCAGACAGCUUACGAUCUCGCUUCACAACGAGCAGCCACUGUCAGCCCCACGUCCAACGGCGCUGUCGGACUUGGAGCCCGCCUCCGAGACACGGUCUGGAAGAGCAUGUCGUCCAGCUUGGAGUCUCAUCCUGAGGAGGAGGAUGAGAGUGAAGAGGAGACAGACGAAGAGUAUGAUGAGAAUCCGACGCCUCAACCCCAGUCUAGCACAUUAUCUGCACGUCUAGCGAAUACCGUGUGGCGCGGCAUCACCAAUCAAAGCGCAGUGGAUGUUCCCUCCCAUUCACCCAGCCCAACCUCUUCACCUCUGCCAUCACCGGGUUUGGUGCCUUCUCUAUCAGCUCCCCCUGUCCCUCCGAAACAGACAGUCGUCGAUGCCGCUGCUCGUGGGAAGAACAUGUUCUGGGGCUACGCCGAGAAGCUCAAGGAUUCGGACGCUGCGGCGACUUUCGCUAAAGUGAGCACGAAUUGGAGGGUGAAAGCCCUCGACGCCUGGUCGAAGCCUCGGACCGAAGCCCCAGCCCCUCUGCCUAGCCCUCUACCGCCACCCGCUGCGUCUCAGUCUGCGCCCUCCCUUUCUUCCAUCGUGGAUCACGCUCGCAGCAUCUCCUUGACUGCCCUGACCCGCUCGUCACCUAAACCUCCCGAUGACAAGAGGGGAUCGUUGCCCCUCAACGCUCGGCCGGACAAUUACUCGCCCCCUCCCCGACCAGCUGUCUUCCGUCCGGUCAGAGAUAGCAUAUUCGUAGCCUCGCCCAUUAGUCGGAGCAAUGAACCAUCGCCUGUGUCCGAUUCUGGCUCUAUGGGGAGCCAAAGCCUCCGUGGAUCGCUAUCUUCGUCGUUCAAACUCCCCUCUGACAAGGCUGCUUCCCGCUCAAGCUCUGGCCCUCGACCUCUGCUACUGAACUCGUCAUCUCUUUUGACUGGAGCCUCCAGCCCUGCGAGUCCCGCACGGUCCCCCAUUUCGCCAUCUGCGGAGUCGAAAUGGGUGGAGUCAGUGCGCGCGAAGCGUUCCAUUGAUCACCGUGCAUCCCAGUCUUCGAUCUCUUCUCUUUCUCCUUCGGAAACCUUCCGCCCAAAGAGGGUGGGCACUCAAUCAGACUUUGACUCGGACUCCGGGAGCACCAGCAGGGUGGUGCCAAUAAACCGCAACAAAUCCCCUUCCCCAAUGGCACGAGUGUCCAGGCGGCCGCCAUCGAGAAGUUCAAUCAGUCCUCCGUCGCCACCCAAGACCCACCGUCGUCUCCCAACCGAAAGUUCGGCCCCCGAAGACAACGCGCACGGCGGCUGGGCUCGUGUGGAGCCUCUAGACUCGCCAACCACGAUCGCUUCCCCACCUCCCGGUACACCUGACGCGGCGACCACAUUGUUCGAUGACGUGCGUGUCAAACAGCCUGAGUCUCAGCGGCAACGAGGCUCCGUCGUGCUCCCUGAGAGCAACGACAUAACGUUAGCGAGUCCGGCUCCUGAGAGCAAGCUUGCACGUCGAUCAGCGACUAUCUCACGGGCUGCGCGCGAUGCAGAAGCUUCCGACUCCUCCGCGACGGAACCUGCUUCUAAGAACCCAAACCUCCGCAGGAAACGCUUCCCACCGCGCCUGCAGUCGCUGCGCAACUCGCGAAGUACGCCGGAGCCCGUGCCCGCUCUACCUACGCACUCGUACACUCUGGACGUGCCGGCGGAUGAUCACGAGGUGGAGAAUGCGACCACCCCGCGUGCGAACACCUUCGACGCGCAGAUGGUCAUGCCACCGUCUCCUCGGUCCAGGCGCACACGCAAGAUCUCAGGCGGGGAGGGAGAAGCACCUGCCCGAACCCGCAAGAUCUCCAACGAGGGUCGCACGCGUAAGCUAUCGAACGAGGGCAGGCGGAAAGUCUCUGCUGAGCGCGAUACGAAGCAGAAACGGGAGAGCGCCGCGGUCGAGGGUGACGACGAGGGCUAUAACGACUUGCUGAGCGCAUACGAGAGCGAAGACGCGGUGUAG